Messenger RNA from Ilex paraguariensis (yerba mate), 1878 nucleotides. The record is from the annotation of a GenBank genome assembly. NCBI's taxonomy places the organism in Eukaryota, Viridiplantae, Streptophyta, Magnoliopsida, Aquifoliales, Aquifoliaceae.
AUGAAUGGAGAUAAUCGAUGGCGAGACCGUAGAGACACGAGGAUUUCAAAGAAGCAGAAGCUCAUUCUCAACGCUGAAGAACAACUCGAGUCCAAACUUGGUUACAAUCUCUUCACCGAAGGUGAAAAACGCCUCGGUUGGCUUCUCACUUUCGCCUCUUCUUCCUGGGAAGAUCAAACUACACAUAAAGUCUACAGUUGCGUUGAUCUCUAUUUCGUUUGUCAGGAUGGAUCAACUUUCAAAGCAAAGUACAAGUUCCGGCCAUAUUUUUAUGCAACCACAAAGGAUAAAAUGGAGAUGGAUGUUGAUGCAUAUUUGAGACGGUGUUAUGAGGGACAUAUUGCUGACAUUGAAAUUGUGGAGAAAGAGGAUCUUGAUCUUGAUCCUAGGAGAAUUGUCUUGAUGCUGGCGGAAAGAGGAGAUGGAUUUAUGUCUGGGAUAAGUCAUAAAACCCAUCUGUCUGGCUUGCGCAAAUCUUAUUUAAAGAUAUCUUUCGAUACGGUGCAACAAUUGAUGCAUGUAAAGAGUGAUCUAAUGCACUUUGUUGAAAGAAACCAGGCAAAGUUUGAUGCUGCUGAAGCAUAUGAAUCCAUAUUGACAGGAAAAAGCAAACAACGACCUCAAAAUUUUAUAGAUUGUAUUGCUGAUCUCCGCGAGUAUGAUGUCCCUUACCACGUUCGCUUUGCAAUUGACAAUGGUGAUGUAAGAUGUGGGCAGUGGUAUGAUGUUUGCAUAUCCAGCGCUGGGCUUAUGCUAGAAAGAAGGGCUGAUCUCCUGCAACGUGCUGAAGUUCAUGUUUGUGCAUUUGAUAUUGAGACCACAAAGCUUCCAUUGAAAUUUCCCGACGCUGAAUAUGAUUCAGUAAUGAUGAUUUCGUACAUGGUUGAUGGACAAGGUUAUCUGAUUAUUAAUAGACAGGAGAUGGCCCUAACAGAUGGGUCAUCUAUUGCAUUUGGAAAAAUAUUCAAUCUGAAAGAAAUCAGUCUGCAUGGUAUCUUAGAUGAGGCCAUGAUUGUUGUUCAAUUUAAGCGGGUGUCAGAAGAUCUUGAAAGUGGAUGGUGUUAUGAUCUUAGGGAUGUGAAUGCUCAGCUUAUCAAGGAAAAUGAGUGUAUAAUCACCAAAAUAGAGUGUGUUGGGGAAGAUAUAGAAGAUUUGGAAUACACUCCAAAACCAGAAUUUGAAGGGUUCUUCAAGAUUACAAAUGUUAAAAAUGAGGAAGAGCUUCUUAGGCAGUGGUUUGCCCAUAUGCAAGACGUGAAGCCUGGUAUAUAUGUCACAUAUAAUGGUGACUUUUUUGAUUGGCCUUUUCUGGAAAGCAGAGCAGCCCAUAAUGGGUUUAGAAUGAGUGAUGAGUUAGGAUUUCUCUGUGACAAGAAUCAAGGGGAAUGUCGUGCUAAAUUUGCAUGCCAUCUGGAUUGUUUUGCUUGGGUCAAACGUGAUAGUUAUCUACCUCAAGGGAGCCAAGGCCUAAAGGCUGUCACAAAGGCUAAGUUGGGGUAUGAUCCACUGGAAGUGAAUCCUGAGGACAUGGUUUGCUUUGCAAAGGAAAGACCCCAGAUAGCUUCAGUCGGUGCUUCAAUCGGUGCUUCAAUCGGUGCUGCCUCUCCACUGCUACACGAUCGAUCGGUGCUGCUCUCCACUGCUUCGAUCGAUGCUGCUUCGAUCAGUGCUGCUCUCCACUGCUACACAAUCGAUCGGUGCUCCUCUCCUCUGCUACACGACCGAUUUGGUGCUGCUCUCGAUUGCUGCUCUCCACUGCUACACGAUCGGUACUGUUCUCCAGUGCUACACUCCAAGGCUUCGAGUUUUCGCUACUUCUACAAGACCGUAGGCUUCGAGUUUUCGCCACUGCUACACGAUCUGGACUGUGGAGGUUAG